UCCCCUUUUCCUCUGACGACACGCUCCAACAUAGUACAACAGAACCUACUGGUCUCCUCUCCGGUGCGCGUGAACCAACUUUCGAGCUCUCCUCGGCACCGGCCGGAUCAUCUCAUCUCAAAUCAAAGACAUAAAAGUUGCGGGGCUUCGUAGACCCACCGCGAGUGGUAUGGUUGGUUGAUUCUGAGCCUGCCUGCCUGCCUGCCUGCUUCCAUCCUCCAGUUGGAGAAUACAGUAUGUUUUCUUUCAAGUCCAGCCUCGGGUCAUCCUUCAAUGGCAGCAGAGUCCCCAACCAGGGUUUCAUGGAGGAAUCAGACGUGCAGGAACAGUUGAGCAGACUGCACGAGGAGCUGAGGAAGGAGAGGCAGGAGAAGGCGCGUGCCCUAGAUGAGAUACAAGAGCUCAGGAUGACGAACAAGAACAGGAGCAAAAAAUUGAAGAGCAAUGGAGGCGAAGAGCACUUGGACCUUGCAGACAUGUUACAGCACCUGGAAGGCGAACUGGAGGCAGCAAGAGAUUCGGAGAAGAAGAUGCUGCUGUCGUUGGAGGCCCAAACAAAGCAGCUUGAGCAGACCAAGGUAUCCCUGGAGGAGGCCAAGAUUGAGAUAGCUUCGCUACGAGACAGCUCUAAUCCGGGUAGGCAGCCGGUGAAGAAUUUCAGGAGAAGGGGUAUGAUGUCAUUCUCCUUUGCCGACCCUGGUGAGGUUGAAACAUGGUCGCUACAGCGUGAGCUCAAGUUAGCUGUGGAAUCUGAGGAGAAGUGCAAGAAGGCCAUGGAUGACUUGGCCAUAGCCUUGAAUGAACAAACUACAGAGGCCAGAGAAACAAAAGCCAAGCUUUCAUUGGUGCAAGCUGAGUUGAAUAAUGCAAGGACCGAAGUGAACAACUUGAAGGCCUCACUAGAAAGCACAGAGGGCAAGCUCCAGCUGGCACUGGAAGAUGCAGAGCGACUAAAAGUUGAGUCAGAUGAAUUGGCAGCAGCGUCAAAAGAAAAAGAGAGGGGCCUCGUUGAUUGCAUCAAGCUGUUUGAGGAGGACCUAAGUAAAGGAAAGGAAGAGAAUGAUAAACUGAUUGAAUCACAGAGGGUGGUCAGAGAUGAGAAUUCCCGGCUGAGGGAGAUGCUCAAGCACGCGGUGGGUGAAGCUAACGUAGCAAGGGAAUCACUGGAGAUUGCCAGAGUGGAGAACUCUCGCCUUAAUGAACAGAUAUUUGAGAAAGAAAGUACCUUGCAGAGUAUCAAGCAAGAAUAUGAAUCCCUCAAGAUCAGUGAGGCAGCCGCACAGAGUAGCAUUAAAGAAUUGAAGGAUAUGAUUGAUGCUAUGUUCAGUUCCGAAUCGACCAAAACGUCAGCAACAGCAUCACCUCGUGAUGCCAAGGGAAGCAAGACGAAAGAAAAUUCUGUGGCAGCAGAUGAUGUGUAUUCUGAUUUCGAAAGAUCUACUCAACCAGACGACGUAAAAAACCCUGGAAAGCAGAAAAGGAAGACAAUUCUCAGAAAAUUUGGUGAGAUAAUGAAGAAAAGAAACUCCUAAACUGUAAUCUAGUAUUAUGAAUUGAAAGCAGUAUAGCUUCGAUUUUGAUUGUUCAGAUCCACUGAGCACACAGGACAGCUGGAAUGGCAAAGAUUUACAGUGACGACUGUGUGGGGUCAUGCCAUGGAUUUAUACUACAAAGAAUGGAACAUACAUGUAAAAAUACAGAGAAUGAAAUAAGAAAGUGUCAUAGCCUUUUAUGUUU
This is a messenger RNA of Sorghum bicolor (sorghum), 1737 nucleotides long. Its product is annotated as myosin-2 heavy chain. The coding region runs from base 237 to 1532 and encodes 431 amino acids. Lineage: Eukaryota; Viridiplantae; Streptophyta; Magnoliopsida; Poales; Poaceae. The transcript is spliced from 2 exons. The record is from RefSeq and is a predicted model, not a curated record.